Messenger RNA from Paramormyrops kingsleyae, 5687 nucleotides. It is a transcript of the gene per2, whose product is annotated as period circadian clock 2. Gene Ontology annotation, molecular function: transcription corepressor binding; transcription cis-regulatory region binding. NCBI's taxonomy places the organism in Eukaryota, Metazoa, Chordata, Actinopteri, Osteoglossiformes, Mormyridae. Gene Ontology annotation, cellular component: nucleus; cytoplasm. The record is from RefSeq and is a predicted model, not a curated record. Gene Ontology annotation, biological process: circadian regulation of gene expression; negative regulation of transcription by RNA polymerase II; entrainment of circadian clock by photoperiod.
GCCUGAAUCGAGGUCACGUUCGGCGCUCGAGGAUUCGGGAGUAGGACAGCAGCUAGGGAGCCUCGCGCUGAACCUGGAGCACUGUGUCAGACAGUCUGCCUUCGCAAGCCGUUCCGCGGGACACUACAGCUGCUUUUCCCUUAUCCCGAAGAAGAACGUUACGGAAAUCACCGCAACAAUAACAAGCUACCCGGCACUCUUUCGGACUGUACAGGGGGCGCCCUUCCUGCUCUGUGCUCCAUCAGAGUGUCAUGUGUGAAGUAUGCUGAUUCCCACCUGGCCCCAGAAGCAUCUCCCUAAACAUGACUGAAGGCGCGGAUACCCAGCGGUACCUAUACGCCUCCGUGGAGGAACCGGAUGCGUUCAGGGAGGAGGAGGAGGAAGAGGAGGAGGCAUGCAGCUCUAUCGGCCAGCGUUGCCGCAUGAGCAGCUUCGGUGAGGGGCGGGGUCGUGGCGGACCCGAGCUGGGCCUGCCCUCUGAGGGCAGCGAGAGCAGCCGUGAGCCGCGCGGCGAGCGCCAGAGAACACGCUCCCUGCACGAGGACAUGGAGAUGAACGGGAGCGGCUCCAGCGGCAGCGGGACGGAGUCCCACGGCAACGAGUCCCACGGCAACGAGUCCCACGGCAACGAGUCCCACGGCAACGAGUCGCACGGCAACGAGUCGCUGGGCAGCUCCAACGGCAACUGCAAGGACUCAGCAGUGCUGGAGUCGUCGGGGAGUAACAAGAGCUCAAACUCCCACAGCCCAUCCCCCCCCAGCAGCACAAAUGUCUUCAGCUUGCUGAGCGCCAGCUCCGAGCAGGACAACCCCUCUACCAGCGGCUGCAGCAGUGAACAGUCCGCCAAGGCCAAGACACAGAAGGAGAUGUUCAAGACCCUGAAGAAGCUGAAAGUGCACCUGCCCUCAGAGAAGAGGAACAAGGGCAAGUCCAGCACCUUGAACACGCUGAAGUACGCGCUGCGCUGCGUCAAGCAGGUCAAAGCCAAUGAGGAGUACUACCAGAUGCUGAUGAUCAACGACAGCCAGCUUCCGGGCCUCGACGUGUCGUCCUACACCAUCGCCGAGAUCGACAGCAUCACCUCAGAGUACACGCUCAAGAAUACCGACAUCUUCGCCGUGGCCGUGUCCCUGAUCACGGGCAAGAUCGUCUACAUCUCCGACCAGGCCACCUCCAUCCUCAACUGCAAGCGCGACGUGUUCAAGGACGCCAAGUUUGUGGACUUCCUGGCCCCGCAGGACGUCAGCGUGUUCUACAGCUUCACCACGCCAUACCGGCUACCCUCCUGGAGCAUGUGCACGGGGGCAGAGUCCUCGCUGUCUGACUGCAUGCAGGAGAAGUCUUUCUUCUGCCGAAUAAGCGGCGGGAGGGAGCGUCGGGGGAACCUGCAGUACUACCCCUUCCGCAUGACGCCGUACCUGAUGAAAGUGCAGGACCCGGAGCUGGCCGAGGAGCAGAUCUGCUGCCUCCUGCUGGCAGAGAGGGUGCACUCCGGAUAUGAAGCUCCCAGAAUCCCCACGGACAAGCGGAUCUUCACGACGACGCACACGCCCAACUGCUUAUUUCAGGAUGUGGACGAGAGGGCAGUCCCUUUGCUGGGGUACCUGCCCCAGGACCUGAUCGGGACCCCCGUCCUGCUGCACCUGCACCCCUGUGACCGUCCCCUCAUGCUGGCCGUGCACCGCAAGAUCCUGCAGUACAUGGGGCAGCCCUUCGACCAUUCCUCCAUCCGCUUCUGCGCCCGCAGUGGCGAAUACGUAACCCUCGACACUAGCUGGUCAAGCUUUGUGAAUCCCUGGAGCCGCAAGGUGUCCUUCGUCAUCGGCCGGCAUAAAGUCCGCAUGGGCCCCGUGAACGAGGAUGUGUUCGCCUCUCCCGACUUCACCGAGGGGAAGAUCAUGGACUCGGACAUCCAGGAAAUCACUGAGCAGAUCCAUCGCCUGCUGCUGCAGCCUGUCCAUAGCAUCGGCUCCAGCGGCUACGGCAGUCUGGGCAGCAACGGCUCCCACGAACAGCUGGUCACCGUGGCCUCAUCCAGUGACAGCAGCAGCAGCAGCCACGCCCCCGACGAGGCCCGCAAGGCCAAGCCGAGGACCUUCCAGGAGAUCUGUAAGGGUGUCCACCUCCUGAAGAGCCAGGAGCAACAGCAGCCCCCCACAGCCUCCUCGACCAAGGCAGGGUCCCGGAAGAACACAGGGGCUGAGCAGAGGCUAUCCGUGGUGCGUGCCAAAGAACCAGCUCCAUCUCCCAGCACCAAGGAGAACGCUGGUGCUCAGGAGGAGUUUUCCUAUAAAGACCAGACGGUCUACUCCUACCAGCAGAUCAGCUGCCUGGACAGCGUCAUCAGGUACCUGGAGAGCUGCAACGUCCCCAUCACAGUGAAGAGGAAAUGUCACUCGUCAUCGAAUACAACAUCCUCCAACUCCGACGAGGACAAGCAGAAGGUGGCCGACGGCGCUACCCCUGAAGUGCCUGGAGCAGAAUCCUCACUGCUAGAGGCCCCAGCCGGCCUGCCUUCUAUCAAGGAGCCUAAGAAGCCGGCAGGCCUGGUGGGGGCCUCCCUGACCCCGCUGGCCCUGCCCAGCAAGCCGGAGAGUGUGGUCUCCAUCACCAGCCAGUGCAGCUACAGCAGCACCAUCGUCCACGUGGGGGACAAGAAGCCCCAGCCGGAAUCCGACAUCACCGAAGAUGUGGUGGAAGGUCCCACCCCGACGGCGGCACCACUGGCACCUCCUAGCCAGGAGAGGGAGCCCUACAAGAAGCUGGGCCUGACCAAGCAGGUGCUGGCGGCCCACACGCAGAAGGAGGAGCAGGCCUUCCUGAGCCGCUGCCGAGAGCAGCGCCGCGUGCGGAGCCUGCAGGCCAGCUGCUCGCUCUCCCUGCCCCACCAGCGGGGCCAACCCAACACCGAUGCCACCCCCGGCAUGCGAGGGACCAAGCAUGGCGGGAGCCUAGCUGACCCCGCCCCCAAGAGGGGCGGCCGCAACAAGAAGACUAAGAAGGCGCGCUUGAAGGCCCAGGAAUCCUCGGACAGCACGGUGUCACACAGGAAGCAGGCGCCGCGCCCCCCACUGCAGGGCCUCAACCAGACGUCCUGGUCGCCCUCAGAGACCUCUCAGUCCACCUUCCCUGUGGCCUACCCCACCGUGGUGCCCGCAUACCCGCUGACUGUCUACCCAGGAUCGGGGACCAUGGCCCCCGGUGUUGAUGCCCCCGUCCCGGGAAUGGGGGACAGCCAGGCUGGGCAGGACCCGUGCUUCCCCAUGCAGCCCCCACCCUACACCACACCGCUGGUCACACCUGUGAUGGCCUUCGUCAUGCCCAACUAUGUCUUCCCCCAGGUGGGGGGGGCUCCGCAGGCCUCGUUCCCACCCCAGGCAGCCUUUCUGCCACAGCCACAGUUCUCCAUGCAGCAGCCCUUCCCUCCCCAACAGCCCCUGCCCCCACACGCCCCUUUUGUGCCCCAAACGCCCUUCCCAUCCCAAACCAUGUUCCCCACCCCAUCGUUCCCGUACGGCCUGCCGCCGGAGCCCUCGAAGGCCCCCAGCCCCGAGCUCCGCGACGCUCCCUCCCGCUGCUCCUCCCCCUCGUCAGCGCCACGGGACACGACCUCGCCGCCGCUCUUUGAGUCGCGCUGCAGCUCCCCGCUGCAACUGAACCUGCUGCAGCUGGAGGAGACGACGCGCUGCGGGGAGAGGCAGGACGGGGCAGUGCGGACGGGGAGCAGCGCACCGGGGAGCAGCACCGGUGACAGGGCGGGCCAGGCCAACAAAGAGCUGCAGCAGAUGGGCUCGCUGGACGAGGGUCAGCACAGCGACGCUCAUUCCUCCUCCAGCGACAUGAUGGACAUUGUGCUGCAGGAGGACUCCCGCUCGGGCACCGGCUCAGCCACCUCUGGCUCGCUGGGCUCUGGGUCCAACGGCUGCGGCACCUCUGGCACAGGGAGCAGCCAGACCAGCAACACCAGCAAGUACUUUGGCAGUGUCGACUCGUCUGAGCACGAGCACAAGGCCAAGGCAGCAGGGGGCGAUGGGGAGCACUUCAUGAAGUACGUGCUGCAGGAUCCCAUCUGGCUGCUGAUGGCCAACGCAGAUGAAUCGGUCAUGAUGACCUACCAGCUCCCUACGCGGGACAUGCAGAAGGUGCUGAAGGAGGAUCGGGAGCGGCUGCGGCAGAUGCAGAAGAGCCAGCCGCGCUUUUCCCAGGACCAGAAGAAGGAGCUGAUGGAGGUGCACCCCUGGCUUCUAAAAGGGUGUCUGCCCAAGGCUGUCGACGUAAAGAAGUGUAUGUGCUGUGAGGUCACACGCCCGUCGGGCCCCAUCGACGACGGCCUGCCUGGCAUGGAGCUGGGCACCCUGGGGGAUGCGAGUGAGGAUGACCCUUGCCGGAAGGGUGGAGAAGUGCCCCCUACAAGGCACACGGUUCCCGACAAAGAGCCUCUGCCCUUCAGUAAUGCGUAGCCUGUGGCCACACCGACGCACUGUUCGCGAAGGCCCUGUGUGCACUGUUGCAGACUGACACAGCCCCCAGGCACAGGCAAGUCCCAUGUUACGCACACCUUCAUGCUUCAGUGGUGACUCACCACUAAAUGUAGACCCCCCACCAGUCUGAGCCCGGGAUCCUGAGGUGUUGACACUGUGUUGGGAGCCUCGGAGCCUUCGGAAAUGCGUUGGGGGCAAUGCUGCCUGCCCAACACGACCCAGGAAGGAGGCAGUGAAGCGUCUGUCGGCGUGUCUGUCGGCGUGUCUGUCGGCGUGUCUGUCGGCGUGUCUGUCGGCGUGUCUGUCGGCGUGUCUGUCGGCGUGUCUGUCUUUGUCUUCAUUUGUGUUCAUGGGUUAGCUUGUAAAUCAGGGACUCGUCAUUUCGCCAUUUUCUUAGUGUCCCUGGUGUCCCUAUGUGUCGUUUCCCUCUGUUUUUAUGUUUUAAUAUCUGAGACAAUAUCAUGAAGUUCUGAAUGCUGUCAGGCACAUCAAGCAGGGUUUACUAAACUUUUAUAUGUGAGGGAGUGUGCUCUUUUACUGAAGUCCCCCGUGUAAUUUUACGGGAGAGAUGAUCAGCUUUUGUUUGGCAUAUAAUUAGAUAUAGAAUUUGAAAUCCAAAUAUUUAUAUUCUUUUCUUUAAAUUACUUUACUUUGAAAAUAUGUGCGUUUACAAAUCAAUUGGCCAAUGUUAUUUACAAAACUUUGGACUAUUUUCACAAAGCAGUGAAAAGAAUUCAUGCAAAUUACAUUUUGAAUGUGUACUUUGAAAAUGUAUUUAUGAAUCACUAUGCUUUAGCACUGAUUUCUGUGACGUGUAUAAGUAAUUACGAUUCACGAUUGCCUCCUUUUGGAUGGUGAUUGCUCUAAAAUCCCAGCAAAAUCGACAGGUUGGUAAUUCUGCCAAAAUGUAUGGCAACUUCCUGAAUAUUCUAUAUGAAAGCAUUGUCAAAAGGCUUUCUAUGGCAAACCUGAUGGAUUAAGAAGGGAGAACUAUUUCCGCUGCUACUAUAUAUAAGGCCUACAGCAUGUGUUGACUGUCUGGACCAAAACAACCUAGCAAACUGUGUUAUACCUGUUGUUUAAUGUAAAGCUUGCAUUUGUCCUGUGAAAAAUGUUGUGAGAAACAAGUUAAAAUUUAUUUGCAAUUUUCCCCAGUGAAGUUUGUAUUGUGUUAGCAUUAGGUCACAAAUAUAUUUUUCAAACCAA